CCGCCGCCGCCGCCGCCGCCGCCGCCGCCGUCCCGGGUACCCUGCCAGCUGUGCUUUUGAAAGGCGGCGGGAGGCGGCGAGCGCGAUGGCGAGCCUGCCGCGCCUGCUGUGCGUGCUGAGCCUGCUCCUGUGCGGGGCGGCCAGCCCCGGGCUGUGCGCUCCCCGCGCCUCCACCUCCAAGAAGCCCAUCAUCGGAGUAUUAAUGCAAAAGUGCCGUAAGGACAUGAAAAGCCUGGGAAAAUACUAUAUUGCCGCAUCCUAUGUAAAAUAUCUGGAGUCUGCGGGCGCGAGAGUUGUACCAGUAAGACCUGAUCUUACCAAAGAAGAGUAUGAAAAGCUUUUCCAGUCUAUUAAUGGGAUCCUUUUCCCUGGAGGAAGCGCUGAUCUCCAGAAGUCGGGUUAUGCCCUCGCAGCCAAAAAAUUUUACGACAUGGCCAGAAGGAGUUUCGACGAUGGAGACUAUUUUCCUGUGUGGGGCACAUGCCUUGGAUUUGAAGAGCUUUCGUACCUGAUUAGUGGAGAGUGCUUAUUAACGCUCACAGAAACUGAUGGGAUUACAAUGCCUCUGAACUUCACCAAAGGUGCAUCACAGAGCAGAAUGUUCCAGAGUUUUCCAGCUGACUUGUUGAAGUCCUUAUCAAUGGAACGUCUAACUGCAAAUUUCCACAAGUGGAGCCUCUCCAUGACGAAUUUUACUAAGAAUGAAAAGUUAAAGACGUUUUUCAAUGUGUUAACUACAAAUACAGAUGGCAAGACUGAGUUUAUUUCAACCAUGGAAGGUAUGUAUCAUGGCGCAUGUACACUUUAUUUCACUUAUGUUCAUAUAUAUUAAUUUUCAUUUUAUAGU
Messenger RNA from Suricata suricatta (meerkat), 847 nucleotides. RefSeq names its product gamma-glutamyl hydrolase (gene GGH). Bases 86 to 832 code for a protein of 248 amino acids. Gene Ontology annotation, cellular component: vacuole. Gene Ontology annotation, biological process: tetrahydrofolylpolyglutamate metabolic process. The transcript is spliced from 7 exons. Lineage: Eukaryota; Metazoa; Chordata; Mammalia; Carnivora; Herpestidae. Gene Ontology annotation, molecular function: gamma-glutamyl-peptidase activity. The record is from RefSeq and is a predicted model, not a curated record.